AUGCCAACGCAUGAUACGAGACGGACCUACGCGCCCGACGCCGUCGCUGUCCCCGAUGCCAUCCAAGAAGCGUACCACAAGCUUCGGGCCGAGACGAUGUUUACGAACCAAGCCAAGUCCGCCGAGUCGUCCAGCGCCCGUCCGUCGUACGUGCCCAAGAUGCACGAGCCGCCGCAGAUGCGAGAGCUGCGAGACAAGAAUCGACGCCCCGCCACGCUGCCUCUGGCCUCUACGCCGAGCGCGAAAGCGGUUGCGUUACGGUCGCUCGGUCGGCGCGAGUCGGUAGUUGCGACGCCCGACGACGUCACAACGAUGCUCAUGGCUCUCGAUUUAACGCACAUGCAAUACGCAGCCCCAAGUUUAACGCGCAGAGGCAGCCAAGUGCCCAUGGACUUGCCGAUGUAUUUGACGCUGAUUCUGACAAACAUGGAGCGCGCCAAUGUCGUCCGGUUUGACAAGGUCGACAUGACGAUCAAGCUCACGCAAGUCUUCCACAAGAUCGACAACGACGAAGACGGCUUGGUCACGAUGAGCGAGUUUACGUCCUAUAUCCUCGACGCCGCCGCAGGUUUGUCGGAGCAAGGGGUUGCAAGCGGCCUUCACGAGUACAACAAGACACCGACGAUGGCAGCUACGGUUUUAAAGCGACCACUCGCGAAAAUGGUGUACCUUCCAGACGCUGACCAUUUCGUCGCUGUCGAAAGCUACAGCAAGACGUUCCAGGUCUACGAUACGCACGACGGCGCCCUCGUCGCGACCUCGGGUGUCUACAAUGGCGGUGUGUUUGUGGACGCGAUUCACGUCCCGGCGCUCGAUUACGUCAUUACGAGCACGACCGACGCCACGAUCAACUGCUGGGACACGGCCGAAUUUCGACUGCGUCAACAACUACCGACAACGGACGUGCAGACGGUUCUCCAGUGGAAUGCCCCGUUGCGGCGCUUGUAUGCUGCUUCCGUUGCUGGCGAAAUCUCGGCGUGGAAUGUGGACACGCUCGCACGCGUCGGUGGGUUUGAGACGCACGUGGCCGACGUCACGGACGUUGUCUUCGCGCAGCAGUCGACCCUCGCCGUAGCUAGCUUGAGCGCAGGCAUCCGCAUCUACGACCUCGGAACCCACAAGCUUCUCAAGACGCUCGAGGGCCACCAUCACGGUGUAUCGUGUCUCCGGUACGUGACGGACCAGCAGUACAUCCUCAGCGGCGGCAUGGACCACGACCUUCGCCUCUGGAAUCCGUACGUGGAAACCAGCAUCGCGCGGCUCAAAGGGCACGAGCACCAACUCGUGGGCGUGGAGUGGGUCGAGGGGUCGCACGAGAUCCUCAGCGCCGACGAAGCCGGCAUCAUACGCGUCUGGGACAUUCGCAAAUACCGCUGCGUCCAAACGCUCGCCGCGCUGGUCGUACCCAAGCCGACGGGCAAGGCCAAGCCCGCCACCGCGCUGCUCUAUGUCCCAACGAAGAAGCGGAUCGUGCUCGCCUCGUCGGCUCUUCAGUUCCACGAUGCGUACGAGUGGAACGCAACCAAAGACAACAGUGAUGUGGUGAGCCAUGCCAGCUUGGUCGUGUACGUGCCGUCGUGCAUGUACCUCGUGAGCAUUGCCGGCCGACACCUCCGCGUCUGGAACGCGCACACGGGUGCGCUCUUGCACAACCUGCGACACGUGACGCGGACCAGCAUCUCGGCCGCGUGCCACGGCACUGGUACCACGUGCUACGCAGGAGCGCUCGACGGCCACGUCUACCAUAUCAACGCCACGAACGCUUCAAUUCUCAAGGAGCGGGCGCUGCAUACGCAAGAAGUCACGGGUCUGAGCUUGCUCCAGACUAAUGACGCGCAUCGCCUCAUGACGAUAUCGCUCGACGGCACAUGCGUCAUUGCCGACAUGGUGUCCCUCGCGCCGCUCGCCGAGCUCAACCACUGGCACGGCGUCAACUGCUUUCCCGCGAGCCGCCACGACACUGGCGUAAGCGACGCCAGCCAUGCACACGCGUACCACGUGCCGCCUGACAUGCGCGACGCGUACCCGGACUUUGCUCUCGACGCUCUCAAGCGCAUCUUCACGGCCUACGACCCGCAAGACGUUGGUUUUGCGCCACUCAGUGCUGCCCGAGACCUUUUCGUCGCCGUCACGCGGGUCGUGCAGCGCUCCGUGUACCGUAUCAACGAGGCGUACGUCGCGGCGGCCCUCGCAGCGUUCGUGCCGCGGCGACCUGGCGCCAUCUUGUUCGCCGAGUUCCUUCACCUCAUGCUUGAUACGUGGCACGGGCGUGGCGCGGUGGUGGCUGCGGUCACUGCCAUCGCGGUCUCGGCCAAGUACAACGUCGUCGUGACCGCGUCCUUGGACGGAACCUUUUGUGUGUGGAGUGCGAGCACGAACAUUCCAGUGAUGACAAGUCCUCUCCACAUGGAGGCAGGUAUCACAGCACUGGCGUUUCUGGAGCCCCAUCCGCUCUUCGUGCUUGCGGACGAUCACUGCGGCGUCUCCGUGUACUGCAUUCCGCCGCACCCGUCGCGCUACCGCCGCCUCUUUGAGUUUCGCGCCCUCAGCGCCAUCGUGCGCUGUCUCCUGUGGUGUCCGCCCCAUACUGUCCUCGCGGGCGACGACUUGGGUCGUCUUACGCAGCUCCAAGUCUCGGGCUUCUUCCACGACCACGCAAAGGACACGAAGCAAAAAACGCACCUCCGCCGCCUGGGCAUACAGCAACUGGCCGUGCGCGAGAGGCCCAAGCGCAUCGAGUCCCGUCGCUUCAGCAUCCAUGAGUUUGAGUACACACGGUCGGGUGACGUCGACGCACUUGCGACGUGGCCUGCGCACACGGACGCUGUCUGCAGCCUCCAGGUGCACGCCUCUUUCGCCUCGUGA
This is a messenger RNA of Saprolegnia parasitica CBS 223.65, 2865 nucleotides long. RefSeq lists its product as hypothetical. NCBI's taxonomy places the organism in Eukaryota, Oomycota, Saprolegniomycetes, Saprolegniales, Saprolegniaceae. Gene Ontology annotation, molecular function: calcium ion binding; protein binding. The coding region runs from base 1 to 2865 and encodes 954 amino acids. The record is from RefSeq and is a predicted model, not a curated record. The transcript has 21 exons.